CAGGGAGGCGGCAUGUUUGACAUUGCUACAACCUCAUCGAGCUUGACAAUCAUUCUCAUGGUACAAAUUCUGUUUUAAAACACGACUUCUACUGGUUUUCUUUCAUUCGAAAAUCCUCAACUUGUGCUAAAUAUCAUACAAGAAACGUCCAUAAUAUAUCAAAACCACCAUGUCUUCCAACGUGGUGGUUAUCUCGACCGAUUUCCGUCGAGCUACCGUCAAGGUUUCGCCCGGAACCUAUCUCAUCGAUGUACUUGACGAAGCCUGCAGGAAGCUCAACCUGCAAAGCGAUAAAUAUUUACUAAAACACAACAACAAGCAGCUUGACCUAUCAAACCAACUACGAGCUUACAACAUCUCCCAUGGCGCCAAACUCGAGCUCGUAGUACGAUCCAACACUACUUCCGUAGUCAGCGUCGCCCUCAAACUGCCCGAUUCUGAAGCCGCCGGAAUCCCCAAUGGUCGCUUGAUUGAGAAGUUCCGCAGCGACACGACAUUAUGGAAGAUGCUCAGGCAUUUCGAGAGCGGCGCCUCUACCUCGGGUGCUGCUUCGAGUGGGAGGAAGUUCAACUUCACCGCUAGAGGAGUACCACAGACUGCAGCAGCAAAUCAGGCUGGGGCAGGACAACUGUACCACGAGGGCCCAGUGUUGAAUGUCAUGGGAAGGGAGUUGUCCUCCCUGACAGACCUGCAAAAGACACUGGCGCAGGUUGGCAUCAUGGGAAAUGUCCUGAUUACACUCUCUUUCAAGCUUUCGGGUAUGACACUGCAUGAGGCUAUGCAGCAGAUGGAACAGUUCUUCACAGAGGAUUCAGAGGCGUCCACGGCAGCAACAUCGGAGAAGCCCAAACCUGAAGAGCCGGCUGUGACAACACAUCCAUCAGCCCAAGAGAACACGCCACAACCAUUAAUACACACAAACUCGGCACCAGAAUCCCAGGAUCUAAAUACCAACGACGAUCAGAGCACUAGCCAGCCAGAUGCUUCAACAUCGGCGGGGCAGGGGACCAGUCAGCCAGCCGAAGCCCAAUCAUCUUCUCCUGGCCGGAGCAUGCAGGUUUUCGCAGCCCCGUCUGCAUCUAUGCCAGCGGCCGCCCUUACAAAAGACCCAGAGUCUGCCUUUCAACCUACCAUCAUGCAUGCGCAACUCCAUCAACAGCGCUUGCAGCAAAAUUCAGUCAACAAACGUCUGCCUUCGGAUCGAGAGAUCGAGGCGAAACAGCAGGCCGAGGCGGCCAAGCUGGCUUCAAUCAAGGAGGUCAGUAUCAAGGUCCGCUUCCCAGACAACACAUCGGCACAGUGGACUUUCGGUCCUGAGGAUACUUCUGGAUCGCUUUAUGCCGAAGUCAGAAAGGUCAUGGCAGAUCCAACGCAGCCUUUCAAGCUGGUUAGUCCUGCUGCAAAGGGUCCUGGUAGAACCGGUGAUUUGAUUGACGGAAGCGACGAGAAGCACAACUUGAUUCGAGCAUAUCGUCUAGAGGGGCGAGUAGUCGCGACGGUGGUAUGGGCCGAUGCGGUACCGCCCAGUGUACGAAAGGCACCAUUCCUCAAAGGAUCUGUGGCUCAGCAGGCUCAACAGAUACAGGUACCCGUCAUACCAGUUUCAACCCAAGAUACGGAGGAUGUACCGAUGCCAACGCCCACCGGAAGGUCUGAAAAGAAGGGAGACGGCAGCGGUGUGAAGUUACCAAAGUGGCUGAAGCUUCCUGGGAAGAAGUGAUGCAGCGAUGAUGAAUAAUGAAUGUAGUAUUUAUUGGCAAUCAAGC
Pyricularia grisea is the source of this 1766-nucleotide messenger RNA. RefSeq lists its product as uncharacterized. Bases 170 to 1720 code for a protein of 516 amino acids. The transcript has 2 exons. Lineage: Eukaryota; Fungi; Ascomycota; Sordariomycetes; Magnaporthales; Pyriculariaceae. The record is from RefSeq and is a predicted model, not a curated record.